CAAUCUCUGAAUGCGAGUUAGGAUUUGAAGACUUUACAUUAUUUGGAAAGCAUGGAGAUCCCAUUGGUUGUUGCUCUGCUGGUCGUGAUAGCACAGGGUAUUCAGGCAAAUCACGUGACCUGUAAACGUAAUUACGUCAAGAUAGGCUGCUAUAACGAUAACACUAAACCAUUGCCGAUACAGCUAAUAACAGACCGUGACAAGAACAGCGCUCAUUACCAAAACCACACGAUCGAUUGGCAGAAUUGGUGGCUCUACAUUCACAGUCUCGCUUGUCGCUGUGCAGAAAAAACAAAAAGUCGUAACUACAAAGUCUUUGGUCUUCAGAACUUYGGGGAGUGUUGGAGCGGUCCUGGUGCUGAGAAGGAAUACGCACGUGACGACAAAUCAACCAGUUGCUAUCCUCACCCUUGUGAUGUCAACAACCCUCAUGAAUGUGUUGGAAUGGCGGGCACGAACUUCAUCUAUAGGAUCRAAGAUGACCCUUGUGUGUCAAACCCUUGUAAGAAUGGUGGAAGUUGCAGCACAGGUUCAAACGGUUUUCACUGCCGCUGUCCACCAAAUUUUGAAGGCACAGAGUGUGAAARUGAUGUGGACGAGUGUUUAAGCAAUCCAUGUAAAAACAACGCUGCUUGUAAAAAUACUCACGGAGGGUUUGAAUGCGCAUGCCCACAGGGAUUUAAAGGAAAGCUUUGUGAACACUCAUGUUACGCGCCAGUGGUUGAUUUGUGUAUAUUGGUUGACUCAUCGGGAAGCAUCGGCAACAAUAGGUUCAUGGCCAUCAAGAGAUUUUUGUUGUCUUUAGUGCAUGGUCUAGACGUGUCUCAAACCACAACUCACGUGGCGACCAUCAACUACAGYAAGAAGCCAAUCGUUCAUGCACGACUCGACGAUCCCCAACUUUACCACCCAAUAUGGCUCAAGCUAAGCAUGCUWAAGUURCAAUUCCUUGAUGAUGUGACCAGAACCGAUCUUGCUSUGAAGAUGGCUGAUAAGGAGAUUUUUACCCUUGGGGGUGGGGACAGGAGCUCUGCRCCUGACGUCWUGGUAGUGAUUACCGAUGGAGUKCACUCAAASGAGAGCGCAGCAAUCAAGGAUGUAGUCAAGCCUUUGAAGGAUCGAGGUGUGCGCAUAAUCGCAGUUGGAGUCGACAAAUCCGCUGCCCGYAAAGAACUACAGGAGAUCGCCUUGGGGAACAAAGACAACGUUUUUAUUGAGGACGACAUCGAGAAAAUUCCUAUUCACAUGCUWUUGAAGGCGAUAAAAAGCACUUGUUGAAUAUCACAUUGCCAACGUCAUUCACCUUGUUCUAUUAAGCAGCAUGUCAAAGAGAGAGGAUUAUAAAUAGGCAGUUUUAGAAAUAUAGAAUA
Molecule: messenger RNA, 1370 nt
Organism: Exaiptasia diaphana
Lineage: Eukaryota; Metazoa; Cnidaria; Anthozoa; Actiniaria; Aiptasiidae
Product: delta-like protein B
Exons: 9
Coding region: 52-1278 (408 amino acids)
Molecular function (GO): calcium ion binding
Source: RefSeq, a predicted model, not a curated record